This is a messenger RNA of Haemonchus placei, 213 nucleotides long. The record is from the annotation of a GenBank genome assembly. Lineage: Eukaryota; Metazoa; Nematoda; Chromadorea; Rhabditida; Trichostrongylidae.
AUGGAAGAAAGCAUGGGAGUGAAGGUCGACGGCCGCUACUUAUAUCAUCUCCGCUUUGCAGAUGACAUCGUGCUUACACCAAACAACAUCGAGCAGGCGGAACGAAUGCUGGCAGAGUAUGACAGUGUCUGUGGAAAGAUAGGAUUGAGAUUGAACUUAAUGGAGACGAUGAACAUGAGCAACAUUUGGUACCUGAUGCUCCUAUCACUUUGA